Lasiosphaeria miniovina is the source of this 870-nucleotide messenger RNA. RefSeq lists its product as uncharacterized. The record is from RefSeq and is a predicted model, not a curated record. Lineage: Eukaryota; Fungi; Ascomycota; Sordariomycetes; Sordariales; Lasiosphaeriaceae. Bases 1 to 870 code for a protein of 289 amino acids. The transcript has 3 exons.
AUGACGAAUUUGCUCUGCUCGAGCUUGCGACAAAGCAGAAUAUGGGCGCCGGUUGCUGCCCGGAUUCUGCAGACCGAUCGGGGACAAUGGAAAGGUGAGGCCAACUUGGGAGGAGCUUGCGACCUGGUCUUGUCGCUACCGCAGGCAUCCUCUCGGAGUGAGUACGACGAGCACGAAGAACAGCUCAGAGUUGUUCUACUUGCUCCAGCAGACAUCGGGAGAGCCCAAACGACUCACCGAACCGAACAGCUCUGUGAUUUGGAAGGAGAUAGUAGCUACCCAGCACUCGCCUUUCUCUUUCUUGACGAUGACCACUGCAACGACGACGACAACGACGUCAACGACAUGAACAACGACAACGAUGUUGACAGAAAGGAGGGCAAAAAUGGUAGUGGCAGCGGUGGCCCGGUUGCCAUGGAAUCGUUUAUGAGACUUCAAAUUGAACUCAUGAGCCGUUCUAACAGCAGCAACAUGGUCCCCAUUAUCCCGCUGAACUCCCCUAACGCGCUGGGGCCGACGCUCGAAACAUACCUAGCGUCGUUCGCCACCCAGGACCGGCAUCAGCAAUCUCGGCCAGUAACAGUCGAUGGCGCCCGUGACCUGCUGCCCUUCUGCACCGCUGACGCAGCGGGCCCUCUACGAAAGCACUCGGUCGACGUGCUGAGCGAGCGCAGCUUGAGCUUCAGGGAGCUUCUGGUCAACACGGAGAGGGCGAUGGUCGACGUAGACAACGGCGAAGACCAAACGGGUAGGAUAGGGCUUAGGAGGGGCGGCAAGGAGAACAUGGCAGACUUUGCUGCCAAAAUGGGAAUCGAGCCGGCAGACGCGGAGCGAUUCCUGUCAUUCUGGAGAUACGAGUUCGCAAUCUGA